AUGCGUGUUGGAGUUGUAGGAGCAUCUGAUGUUGGUGAGCUCCACAGUGGAAAAUGGACGCACGAAGAGUCGGAGUAUGUCAAGGAAUUGAUCAAAGAGUUUGAAGCGGGAUCUUUGAGUAUCGAGGAAAAUAUCAGUUUACGUCGUUUUCUCUCCAAGGCGUUGAAUUGCAGUCCCAAGCGGAUCAGCAAGAAGUUUGAAGGGACGCUCUACAAUGGCAAGCAACUCUACAAGCGAAAGACUUCCGCUCUUACUCCAGAGCAAGUCGCUGCCAAACGUGCAAAACUCAGAGAAAUGGAGCGAAAGUACAAGGAAAGCCUCAAGGUUCUGCAAAUGGUUGAGGCUUCUAGAAAGCCCACAUCUGCAAGUGGUACCACUGCCACUGCCACUGUCAAUACAAGUGGAAGCACUAGUAGUAGUAGUACCAGUACAAGCAUGGCCCAAAGCCACAAGUUUCCUCUGGGACUUCAAGCUCUUCCAGGAACCUCAAUCAUGCCCCUUUCUGCAUGCGUCUCUCGUGAAGCCAGGAUUGCAAAAUUGAAGGCUGACAUUGCACUGGCUUCUAUGGCUCUAGGAGAGACUGCCAAUCAGUCAUCUUCACAGACUUUGAUUCCCUCCUCUGUCGCUGCGGUUUCUUUGGCACUUUCAGCUCAGCAUAACAGACAGCGUCACCUACAGUGGCUUCAGCAUCAGGAGCUUGCCUUGUUGAGGGGCACGCUGGGCGCAAGCACACACAUGACCACCACUGUGCCUUUUGUCUUGUCUUCGCCUCUUCCCGUCGCAUUGGGCGGUAUCGGUAGGGCAAACACUCCCGAACAGGGUCACAUUGAUACAUGUACCAUACUGGGAAAGAGGGGUGCUACCAGAGAGGCCGGUACAGUUUCGGACGCUACAGGAAGAUUGCUAGAUGCUCCAGCGGAUACAUCCACGACGGCCCCAUCUUUCAAGAGAUUCAAACAUCACCUAUGA
Seminavis robusta is the source of this 969-nucleotide messenger RNA. The record is from the annotation of a GenBank genome assembly. NCBI's taxonomy places the organism in Eukaryota, Bacillariophyta, Bacillariophyceae, Naviculales, Naviculaceae.